CCUCGGCGCUGAGUGGAUUAUAUUGUAUGGGACUGGGGGCGGCCGCACGGCCGCGGCGGGACGGGGCGAGCGCGCGGCCCCCGCCGGCUGCCGGAGCAGCAGCGGCCGCUUCAGCGACUCGGCCCGCCGCCCCCCGCCCGGCGCGCCUUAGCUUGUGCUCACGCCGAGCGGCGGGAGCCGCCGCGCGCUGAGAGGCGCUGCCCGCGGCGGAGUCGGAGCGAGGGAAAGCGGGCGGGCGAGCGCGCCGGGGAGAUGUGCCCGGAGGAGGGCGGCGCGGCCGGGCUGGGCGAGCUCCGCUCCUGGUGGGAAGUCCCGGCCAUCGCGCACUUCUGCUCGCUCUUUCGUACGGCGUUCCGCCUGCCCGACUUCGAGAUCGAGGAGUUAGAGGCAGCUCUUCACAGAGAUGAUUCGGAAUUUAUCAGUGAUCUGAUUGCCUGCCUGCUUCAGGGUUGCUAUCAACGAAGGGAUAUCACGCCUCAGACAUUCCACAGCUACCUGGAAGACAUCAUUAACUACCGUUGGGAGCUUGAAGAAGGAAAGCCCAACCCUCUGAGAGAAGCCAGUUUCCAAGACCUUCCUCUCCGCACUCGGGUAGAGAUCCUGCAUCGCCUUUGUGAUUACCGGCUAGAUGCAGAUGAUGUCUUUGAUCUUCUUAAGGGUCUGGAUGCAGACAGUCUCCGAGUGGAGCCCCUGGGUGAAGAUAAUUCAGGUGCACUCUAUUGGUACUUCUAUGGGACACGGAUGUACAAAGAAGACCCAGUACAAGGAAGGUCCAAUGGAGAACUCUCCUUGAGCAGGGAAAGUGAAAGACAAAAAAAUGUCUCAAAUGUUCCUGGAAAAACAGGCAAAAGAAGAGGAAGGCCUCCAAAACGAAAAAAAGUACAGGAGGAGAUUAUAUCGAGUGAAAAGCAGGAAGAAAAUUCAUUGGUAUCUGAUCUGCAGACAAGAAAUGGGUCCCGAGGACCAGGCCAAGGUACUUGGUGGCUCCUGUGUCAAACAGAAGAAGAAUGGAGACAGGUCACUGAGAGCUUUCGAGAGAGAACUUCUCUCCGAGAGCGCCAACUCUACAAGCUCCUCAGUGAGGACUUCCUGCCCGAAAUCUGCAACAUGAUUGCCCAGAAGGGAAAACGUCCACAGCGCACAAAGCCAGAGUUCCAACAUAGGUUUAUGUCUGACCACCUGUCCAUCAAAUCCAUCAAGCUAGAGGAGACUCCCAUGCUCACGAAGAUGGAAAAGCAAAAGCGCAAGGAGGAGGAGGAAGAACGGCAGCUCCUUCUGGCAGUACAGAAGAAGGAGCAGGAGCAGAUGUUGAAAGAGGAGAGAAAGCGGGAAUUGGAGGAAAAAGUCAAGGCAGUGGAAGAUCGAGCUAAGAGGAGAAAGCUCAGGGAAGAGCGGGCAUGGCUAUUGGCUCAAGGCAAGGAACUACCCCCAGAACUUUCCCAUUUGGACCCAAAUUCUCCAAUGAGGGAAGAAAAGAAGACCAAGGACCUCUUUGAGCUGGAUGACGAUUUCACUGCCAUGUAUAAAGUUCUAGAUGUGGUAAAGGCUCACAAGGAUUCAUGGCCCUUCUUGGAACCUGUGGAUGAAUCUUAUGCCCCUAACUAUUACCAGAUUAUUAAGAUCCCGAUGGAUAUUUCAAGCAUGGAGAAGAAAUUAAAUGGAGGUUUAUAUUGUACCAAGGAGGAAUUUGUAAAUGACAUGAAGACCAUGUUCAGGAAUUGUCGAAAAUACAAUGGGGACAGUAGUGAGUAUACCAAGAUGUCUGAUAAUUUAGAGCGGUGUUUCCAUCGGGCCAUGACAAAGCAUUUCCCUGGUGAAGAUGGAGACACAGAUGAAGAAUUUUGGAUCAGAGAGGAUGAAAAACGGGAGAAAAGGAGGAGUAGGGCUGGUCGAAGUAGCGGAAGCCAUGUUUGGACCCGCUCUAGAGACUCAGAAGGAUCCAGCAGGAAGCAGCCACCAGUGGAGAAUGGAGGGAAAUCGUUGCCCCCUGCACGCCGGGCUACCUCCUCAGGGGACGAUCAGAGUAGCAGUUCUAAUCAGCUCCCUCCAGAGAUGGGCACAUCCAAUGGCCAAGGCUUUUCCCGCCCCUUGCAUUGUGGCAGGGUGCCUAACCAAGCACCCCCUUUAAACCAGAUGCAGCCAGCAGCGCCAGGAACAUUUGGCUCUCUUCAAGGAUCAGAUCCCACCAACUUAUAUGGCUCCUCUCGAGUCCCAGAGGUGCCCCCAGGAGAUCCUUUACAGCACCCACCCUUUGCCAUACAGGCUCCAGUUGGAAUUAGCAACCACCGAGGACCCCGGCUCAGUGCUCCUAAAGAGAAGAUGUGUGAAGGUCUAACACACCUCUCCAAAAUGGGAUCACAUCCCCCCUCCUUGCAACUUGGGCAGAUGAAUUGUCCCAGUCAAGAUGGAAACAUCUAUCCACCAGCUCCAUUCCAGGCAGGAUUUAUUCCUUCUAGGCAUGGUGGGACUCCAGCCCGACCCCCAGACUUCCCUGAAAGCUCAGAAAUUCCUCCUGGUCACAUUUAUCAUUCAUACAAGUACCUGAAUCGAGUACACCCUGCUGUCUGGAAUGGGAACCAUGGUACUACAAACUCAGGACGUUUGGGGCCAGAUGAGAAGCCCCACUUGGGACCAGGACCCUCUCACCACCCUCAUACCCUUGGUCAUGUGAUGGAUGCCCGAGUGAUGAGACCACCUAUCCCACCAAACCAGUGGGCUAAACAAUCAAGCUUUCUACCUCAUGGAGUUCCUUCCUCGGGGUACAUGCAACCACCCUGUAAGUCUGCUGGACAUCGGUUGCAGACACCUCCAGCUCCAAGUCCUCUGUUCGGGGGACCCUCCCAGGCUCUCCGGGGGGUCCAAGGAGGGGAAUCCAUGAUGGACAGCCCUGAAAUGAUCGCCAUGCAACAGCUCUCCUCCCGAGUCUGUCCCCCAGGUGUGCCUUACCACCCCCGCCAGCCUACUCCUCCCCAGUUACCUGGUCCCUUUCCACAGGUAGCUCAUUCAGCAUCAGUGUGUGUGUCAGCCCCCAAGCCUGCUUUGGACAACCCUGGGAGCACACAGGAUGUCGGUGAAACACAAGAGCCUGAGAAUGACAGGGCAGAGCCUUUGCCUGGGCUUGAAGAGAAAACAGCAAGUGUUUGUGCUUCAGAGGGUGUAUACCUCAAACAGCUACCUCACCUGACACCUCCCCUGCAAGCCAACUGUACCAGGCAAAGCUCACCACAAGAAAGGGAAACAGAGGACUCAGAACUCAAAAGUGAUGCUUCAGAAACUGCAGACAAUUAUAAAGCAUCAAAGAGCAAGAACACCUGGCCUUUGGAUAAUAGCUACACCAGCCCACCUGUGCAAGGUUGUUUGAGAGACGUCUCCAUAGUGGCAGACAGAGGGACUCUACCUGAAAAUGGGGUUGUUGAUGAAGCAUCUCCUUGUAGGUCAGAGGGGAAGGGUCUUGGUGGCAGUGGUUCAGAAAAGCCACUCUGCCCCAGAGGUAAAACAUUGCAGGAAACCAUGCCCUGUACAGGACAGAAUUCCGCAACACCUCCUAGAACAGAUCCCAAUUUGAUGGCAGGCACUGUAAAUCAGUUUUCUCCCUUAUACAUGCCUGGUCUAGAAUAUUCUAAUUCAGCUACACAUUACCAUAUGAAUUCAGGUCUGCAAGGCUUGGGCUCUGUGAUGGGAGGAAAGUCCCCAGGAUCACAUCCUCAGCCCUUCUCCCCCAGAGGGUUCCAGCCUAACAAUCCCCAUCCUGGACUCUUUCCCCAAUAUCGCUCCCAGCAGGGAAUGAGGUAUGCCUACCAGCCAUCUUCUCAGCCCUCCUACCAUCCCUAUCAGCGGACUCCUUAUUACACCUGUCCACAGGGCUUUUCUGAUUGGCAGAGAUCUCUCCCUUCCCAGAGAAGCCCAAGUGGGCCCCCAGGGAGUCACCCCCCACGUCCUUUCUUCUCAGAUAAGAAUGCCUUGUCUAGCCUGCAAGGUUGUGAGACACUCAAUGCUGCCUUAACUUCUCCAACUCAAGUGGAUACAGUGGCUGCUAAAGUUGUCCCAUCUGAUGGACAGAAUCCUGGUCCAGAGGAAGAAAAGCUGGAUGAAUCUGUGGAGAGGCCAGAGAGUCCCAAAGAGUUUCUAGAUCUGGACAACCAUAAUGCAGCUACGAAGCGGCAGAGCUCGCUGUCCACCAGUGACUAUCUUUAUGGAGCUCCACCUCCAUCUCUGAGUUCAGGAAUGACUUUCGGCUCGCCUGCUUUCCCACCCCACAGUGUGAUGCUGCAGACAGGGUCUCCUUAUACUCCUCAGCGUCCACCUAGUCAUUUUCAGCCCCGGGCAUACCCAUCCCCUGUGGCUGCCCAUCCACCUCCCCAUCCAGUGGCCCCCCAGCCCAAUGGCCUCUCUCCAGAGGGCCCCCUCUACCGAUGCCAGGAAGAGGGCUUAGGUCACUUUCAGGCUACAAUGAUGGAGCACACUGGCACUGGAAGCGGAAUGAGAGGAUCUUUCCACGAAGUGCACAGACCAUCAGGAAUGCACAUGCAUCCAAUCCAGUCACAGUCCUUAUUCCCAAAGACCCCAGCACCUGUAUCGUCACCGGAACAGUUGCCACCACAUAAGCCCCCAACACUUCCUCUGGAUCAGAGCUAGUCCAAGGAGGAAAUAACCCCCAUGGGAAUGGACAGCUGCAUGUGAAGACAUCCAGGCCUUUGGAGGAUUUGGAGGAUGAUUUUUGUAGGCUCGUGUUCUGCUAUCCUGCUCCACCUCUUCUGUGAAUCAUACCAUCCUCAGCUUGAACUGCUGGGCUUUAGAUGCACACUCUGUAAAUGACUGACUGACAGGGCCCAUGGCUGGGAUCAGCUGCACAGCUGACUACUUAGCAAGAGCAAGUUCUUGGAGUUCUUGCUGGCUCCUCCAAAUCUCAAGACUCUGUUCAGGGAAAAUCACUUUAAACUUGGGUGGAGGGUACAUGUAAGGAUGGAGUGGUGCUCCUAAACUUUCAUGAGCAGCUAAUCUCAGGUAUAUAUUUGGGAAAGGGACUACUUGUAGUAUUAAUGUGUUUGGAGCUGGGUCCAGUUUACAGAAUUUUCAUGUUGCCUCUUUUGUUUUUGUUUUUUUGGGGGAUUUUUUUUUGUUUGUUUGUUUGUUUUGUUUUUGUUUUGCUUUUUUUUGGUGAAUGUAUUGUAUAUAGAGUGGGACAGCCAGGUGGGCACAUGGAGGAGCUGGGAGUCCUUCCCAAGUGGGGCAGGCACACAGUACUGGAGUAGUGUCUGUCAGGUCACACUGAAGCUUGUGGAGCUUGGGAAAGAGACCUGGAAGGUUUCAGUGUGUGUGUGUCACUAACUUGUUUUCCUAGUAGCCUCCUUUCCAGCAAGCCUCCGAGGACUUACUAUAGUCAUCCUCAGCGUUUAUUUCCCAGUUUGUUGUAUAGCCUACUGGGUGUUUCUUAAGCCAGAAGGCAGGCUGCUCUCACCUUGGUGGCCCAGGUUCUGGAUUUGGGAAAGUAUGUCCCUUCCUGAUUUUUCCACCAGCUCUACCAGAUAGUUGUAAACCAGUAAUUUGGGCUCUUUAGAGUGUUUUACUUAUUAGAAGUGGUUUCUUCAUGGGCCUGUUAGGCCUGUGGUCUAGAAGCCAUCACACAACGCUUUCUAGCACAAAUUGUGUUUUGUGAAAGUGACUACUCAGGUUUGUUAUAUAUGUUAGUCUCAAUAAAGAAAUUGCACAGGUUUGAAUAAGGAAAGUAUAUUCUAUAGAUUUAAAUUUGAAUUUAGGACUAUUACAGUAUGUAUAGUUUUUAUUCAGUUUAAGAGAAUCAUAGUAGCCUCAGUUGUAUUGAUUUAAAGUAGCUGUCAAGGGCUAGUUCUUGGAAAUUAUUUGUUGUGUCUGUCAUAGGAAACAAUUUACAGUAUUACAUUACUAUGGAUUUAGAAGUGAAUUACACUGGAUUCUCCCUGCUGUAGCCUUCUACAUUUUCUUUUAGCUGAGAUAUCACCAAAGUUAGGACCUAUGUUUAAAUUUUUUAAUGUCUCACACAAAAUAAAACCAAGGGAAAUGCCCUGGAGUUGCAAGUCUCUGUAAAAGAAUAUAACUUUGGGGUGGUAGAGAUCUCCAUAAAAUACCUUUCUGCCCUAGAUUCUUCUUAGAAGUUUAGGUGUGGAAAUUUCCCUCCAGCCCCAGCAUCCACAGUAAAUGCAGAAUAGUCUGCCAAAUAUUGUGAAGAGGGAAGGAAAAGAAACUGGAAACAUCUAGGUUGUAGAGAUAAUUGGACCCUAGAACACCUGCUCUCCAUAGCAGUGACUGCUUACUAGCCUGCUGGUGGUGCUGACCCCUGUAGUAUCUUCCAGGUAUGCACACACAAAUAGGCAAUUUUCUUUCCAAAAAAAUUUGUUUUAAUUCUAAAUCAACGGAAUUAGAAGCCUAAAAACUUAACAUGAUCCAGUUUAGAAUGUAAAAAGGUCAGAUUUGUUAGGUGGCUCUUGGUCUGCUGUUUCUGUACUUGCCGCCAUAGCAGAGGCCUGUAACAUGUCACCAGGAAUGCUACAGCCCUCAGGCCUCUUUCAAGGUGCUAAAACUGGAGGGAGGUCACUAAGCUGAGUGCAUUCUGCUUCCACCUCUCCACCUCACCCCGUUACCUGUUUCUAAUGAAAUGCUGUGAAUGGCACUGGGGAGCAAGGAAUUGGUGAGUUCCUUAAUCCCUUAGCUUCUUGAGAAAAUUAAAUAGAAAACUGAGCUACUGUAUUAAGUUCUAACACUCUGAGAAGAACCUGUUGUGUCCUGUGUGGGAAUUGGGUGGUGCCUAGUGUUUACAGAACCUAGUCCUGUAGGUUCUUCCUCUGGUCUGGCCCCAACAUUUUUUGGUCUUUGAAGAACUAGGUCCCUUGGAGCAGCCAGAACAAAAUGCUACACUUCUGUGAGCCCCUCAUCCACUGGAGUGCAGAGAAAAGCAAUUGUUUCCGCCUUUCUCCCAGCACUUCUCUUCCUGGUGUCUUUGGCAGAUGCAAAUAACCUCAUUUGCAGUCUUCAGUAGGAAGUGGUGGUUAUUCAAGAUGUAAUGAUUAGAAAGUAGUAAGUAAAGGUGUCUUAAGAGAUUCACUCUUGGACUAGGACCUGUAUCCACUGGUCACCAUGACCUUGUCAUUGUCACUAUGUUGACUCCAUGGUCCCCAGAAGGACAUAGCUGCGCAUAAUUGGAAGCAUUCUUUGAUUUAGUGUUAGACUUACCUUUAUCAGACUUAGUCAUAACUCUGAAACCUUAGGGUCUCUACAGAUGUGUGGUGGUGCAGGCCUUUAAUCCCAGCACUCGGGGAGGCAGAGGCAGAUGGAUCUCUGUGAGUUUGAAGCCAUCCUGGUCUACAGAGCUAUUUCCAGGACAGCCUCCAAAGCUACAGAGAAACCUGUCUCAAAAAACAAAACACCCCUAGGACCUAAAAGAAACAAGAUUCAGAAAGUAGAGCCUUUUAGAAGGUUUAUGGGUAUAUGUCUUUGUCCCUCAACCCCAGUCCUGCUGUGAAAUCUGUUUCUUUUUACCAAAAUAAAUAAAUAAAUAACAGGGCUAAAAUUCCUUGCUUAGAAGAAUGUGAAGAAUAGAUCAAAAUAUGCAGCGUUCUUGUUCAUGUAACUUUAUCCCAUCUUAAAAAUAAAGGGACAGCCACUCUGCCUUCUGAGCCA
Molecule: messenger RNA, 7653 nt
Organism: Phodopus roborovskii (desert hamster)
Lineage: Eukaryota; Metazoa; Chordata; Mammalia; Rodentia; Cricetidae
Product: chromatin remodeling regulator CECR2
Exons: 19
Coding region: 253-4635 (1460 amino acids)
Biological process (GO): chromatin remodeling
Cellular component (GO): CERF complex
Molecular function (GO): protein binding
Source: RefSeq, a predicted model, not a curated record